Cottoperca gobio is the source of this 3203-nucleotide messenger RNA. RefSeq names its product asteroid homolog 1b (gene aste1b). The record is from RefSeq and is a predicted model, not a curated record. Bases 522 to 2723 code for a protein of 733 amino acids. The transcript is spliced from 8 exons. NCBI's taxonomy places the organism in Eukaryota, Metazoa, Chordata, Actinopteri, Perciformes, Bovichtidae.
AUCCACCAGCACAUACUGACAGACACAGAUUUUGAGAGGGAUAUGAAGAGGAGAAUGUUUCAUCGUCAUGCUUUAAUGCAACCUACUGCAUUUGACCGAUUGUCUACCCAGUUUAACUGUUGUAUUUGUACUGAUUAAACUCUAGGAUAUAGCUACAUUUGCACUUCAUUAUUUGUAUGUAUUGUUUUAAAUAGAUAUAGCACUCAUUAACUUAAUCACGUAAAUCUUGCUGGCCAGUAUAAACGUAACGUUAUCCAGCAUGAGACGUUUGUUUACAGUCUGAGCCAUUGGACUUGCUAGUAGGGGGCGGCUAGCUUCGUAGCUAGCUUCGUAGCUAGUUUCCUAACCAGCUAACUACCUUUUUGUAGUGCUUCCCGAUCCACUGUCGCACCACCUCCAGCUGGGCUAAAGUAUCCGGACUCUCCCAGAACCGAGCGGACGGACUGCUGUCUUUUUUCCGGUGUGCAGAUGUUCCGGAGCUGACUAGGCUUGUCCCGGGAAUGCCGAGGCCGUGAGAUCCCAUGGGUGUGCAGGGUCUGACCACCUAUGUGGAGGGGAACAGAAACUUCCUCCAAGAUGUGAAGUUCAGAGAUAGUCGCCUGGUCAUUGAUGGCUGCAGUCUGUAUUUCCGCCUCUACUUUAGCCAUGGUUUGGACCAGCAGCAUGGAGGGGACUUUGAUGCUUUCGCUUGCCUGCUCACCCAGUUCUUCUCUGCAUUGGCGGCCUGUAACAUCCAGCCAUAUGUGGUUCUGGAUGGAGGGAUUGACCCCAGUGAAAAGAAGUUUCCUACGCUGCGUCAGCGUCUGCAGUCGAAGAUAAAAGAUGCAGACAGUCUCUCUCGCGGCCGCAAUGGCUCCGUUCUCCCCAUCCUCACAAGAGACGUCUUCAUUCAGGUCCUCAUCCAGAGAGGAGUCCCACUGGUCCAGUGUCCAGCUGAGGCUGACUGGGAAAUUGCGUGUUUGGCUCACCAGUGGAACUGCCCAGUUCUGACCAAUGACAGCGACUUUUAUAUCUUUGAUCUCCCAGGUGGUUAUCUGCCACUCCAUUUUUUCCAGUGGACCGACCUGAACGGGAAAGCCUCUCACCGCUACAUCUCGGCUCGGUGCUACACCACUGACGGGCUGUGUCGCUGGUUUGGGGGCAUGAACCAGGAGUUACUACCCUUAUGUGCCGUCCUGGCCGGUAAUGACUAUGUCACUCCAAAAGAUGCUCAAACCCUCUUGGGUCUGUUAGAUGCAAGUGCAUUUAAGAGAGGUGGUGGCAGAGGUAGAGCGCCCACUUCCCGCAUUGAGGGCUUCCUCCUCUGGCUGUCUUCUUUUUCAAAUCCAGUAGAGGCCCUGGAGGAGGUGAGCAGGCUGAUGGGGGAGGAAGGUGGGAGUUGUAGGGGCAAGAAGGGUGGGCUCAGUUCACAGCUGUGGGCAGGUAUGCAGGAGUACCACAUCACCCCUCAAAGCUGUUUGGCUCGCUGGUUCUCUGGAGGUAAAGAAGCUCCUGGAGGGUGGACCUCUGGACUGCCAGAGUGCCUGUCGCUGGCUGCAGCACAGGGACUGUUGGCUCCCUUAGUUGUAGAUGCUCUGGUGAUGCGCAGGGUUCUCCUCAUCCCACAGGUAGAGAAUAGCAAGCUAGCUAGCAGCCAUUGUAGUGCCAGCGCCAUACGCCAGGCUGUAUAUGGGCUAUUACUGCACAGAGGCCAAGAUGUCCAAGCACGGGAUAUGAGGAUACAGGAAAACAUCAGCCAGGGUACGAGAGGUGGGAGAGGGCGAGGGGGAAGUGGUCAGAUUGGUGGAGGUCAGGGCAUAUUUACACAGCAGGGUGUAAAUAUAGGGUUUAGCAUUGAACAAGCAGCCGGUGCAGCUACAAUGCUGUCUCAAGGCUCUAGUGCCCUGAUGUCUAUCGAGGAGUACGACCGUGUGGAUCUGAACUUUAAGAAAAACAAUGUAGAGGUACAUCCGCUCAGGACUCCCCUACGUCUAGAUACACUCGGCCAGGCUCCUGUGGCAGUUCGUCUUGGUGUCCUGUUAGAAGUCUUGAAGAUGAAGGAGUCUGCCCUGGCUCCUGUUGCCUUCCACCUGAGGCUGGCUGUAGCAGUGACAGCCUUCUGGCUGCGAGAGGCUAUGCCGACACCCUCACAGCUCCAGCUCCAGGCUUUGGUGCUGGGCAUGGUUUACGGAGAGCUUUCCUGGAACAACCAGCCCGAAGCUACCCACUACCAACAUGCCGUCCCACAGCCAAACUGGGCUGCGGAGAGCAAAGUGUGCGCAGAGUUGGAUCGACAACGCGUGAGGACAGGGGAGCGACGGGGCUUGGAUGUCGGAGCGGCUCACAGUUUCAGCCAAUGGCAGGCCUGCCUCUGGAGUGCACAGUGUCUCAAUCAGCUGUUGCUGCUGCCUUUGCCUCAACACCACCUAUCAUGGUUGUACAGUGGUACCUUGGUGCACGGCCUCCUCAGGUAUCUGAAAGGGGGCCGAGCUGCUGAAUCCCUCCUAGCCGGAGGUUCCUUCUCCAGACAACUCUACUCCUCCCUGCUGGACACUGUGAGGAACUGCAGCUCCAAAACCCAUCCCUCCUCUUCGGCAGCAGCGAGGAGGAAGAGAGGCGGAGGCCAGGGAAGGAGAGGGGUAGGGGGUGGUGAGAGAGGAGGAAGGGGAGGGGGUGGUGGAACUGAAGAGAUAAACAACAGGUUUGCCCUCCUGAUGAGCGACGAAGAGUCUGAUGACAAUUGAUGAGGAGGCAGAGUAUGAAGCAGUUGUUAGGGGCCAAAUGAUGGAGGACAUUCCAGUGUUUUAUCAAACACACUCAGGGAAUGCUACAAAUAACGACACCUCUUAAUAUUGACCACUGAGCUUCUACCUUUAUAACCAGGUUGCACUAAUUUUACUUUCCUCACUAAUAUUUUCCCGCCUAUGAAAACUUCUGUUGCCAUCUGAAAUCAAGUGGUUAAAACAUAACAAGCAAAACGUCAGAUCAGUUUUUCAAAAGCACAUUCUUGCCGUAUUUUAGCAGAUUUAUGAGAGCUUUUAUUAAAGUAGUCACUGUAAUCAAUGCUUGUAUUCAACCUUACCGUUUUAUUCAGUUACAUUAAAACAAUUACAAAGUAAAUAAGAAAUUAUUAAUUAAAAAUACAUUUUUAUCAUCUCUGUUUUCAGAAACUUGUAUGGCAGCUGAGUUUACUCAUCUUUCUAUAAUAAAAAAUACAAACCAAA